GCGCGGCGCAGCGUAGCGUAGGGGCGGAGCGAGAGAAAGCGAAAGUGGCGGAGGGACCGUUGUAGCGGCGGCGGGAGCGGGGCCCGCCCCGGCGGGGAGCCCGGCGAGAGGCCAGGGGGGAACGGCGUCUUUCGUGGGCGCGGGGCGGGCGCCCCCUGCUGGGCCGGAGGAGUUCCCCCGGGCAGUCCCAGAAGGGGGGUCCCCACUGUCCCCCUGGAGCCGGGCCCCGGGACGCGGGGACCCCCCUGCCCGCGUUGAGUAGCGACCGGGGGACGCCCCGUCUCCUUCCAACGGGACCCUAGGACUCGGGGACCCCGUCGUCCCCCCGCUCAGGGGUCCCUCGUCCCCUUCCAGCGGGACCCCCGGGCUCGGGGACCCCGGCCAUGUCGCGGCUGGAGGCGGUGGCCAACGUGGUGCUGCGGGUGCCGGCGCUGGCCCUGCUGGACCUGCUGUACCGCUGGGACGUGGCGGCCAUCGCUGAGCUGCUGCGGCCCCGCCACGGGGACGGCCUCCGUGGGGACACCCUGCUGCGGCCCCGCGCCCUCUGGGGCGCCUACUGCCUGGGACACGUGCUGUGCCUGGUGCUGCUGGUGCUGCCGGUGCGCUCCCUGGUCAGGCUCUACCUCCACCUGCUCACCGCACUGCUGCUCUGCGCGGGGCAUCAGAGGGCCAGUGACUAUGUCCACCGGGAGCUGGAGCGGGGAUUCCAGGGCGCUGUGUACAGCGACGUGGCAGAGUUCGGCCGCUUCACCACCGCCCUCGCAGGCCAGGUCUGCAUCUGCGUCCUCUGCACGCUGCUGAUGAGGACCCGGCAAGCCUGGCUGUUCGCCGCCCCACUGCUGCCCGUGCUGGCCCGGCUCUGUGGCUUCCCCCUCCAUGCCCUGCCCCUGGCCAACACGUUCGCUGCCAUCCUCACCAGCAUGGAGGUGCUCUACGUGCUCAGCUCCCACGUCCUCGUUCCCUUCCAGCUGGCUGUUGCCGCCUGCCGUGAGAUCUUACAGGCCAUGGAGGUGUACCGGCUGCUGGCGCUGGGGAUGUCUCUGUGGAGCCAGCUGUCUGUCCCCCUCCUCUUCCUCGUUUUCUGGCUGGUGCUCUUCUCCCUGCGGCUCUCCUCCUUCCUGGCCUCCUCCAGCAGCCCCGUGGCCCAGCAGGGUCUGCUCUUCGUCCUGCUCAGCAGCGUGGCCGAGUGCUGCAGCACGCCCUACUCCCUCGUCGGCCUUACCUUCACCGUCUCCUACCUGGCCCUGGGCGUGCUCAACCUCUGCAAAUUUUACCUGCUGGGCUUUGGCGCCUUCCAGAAUGGCAACGUCAUGCACAGGGGGGUGACGGAAGGCGUGACGCUGCUGCUGCUGGCGCUGCAGACGGGGCUGCUCGACCUGCAGGUCCUCCAGCGGACCUUCCUCCUCAGCAUCAUCCUCUUCAUCGUGGUGACGUCCACGCUGCAGUCCAUGAUCGAGAUCGCCGACCCCAUCGUGCUGGCUCUGGGGGCCUCCCGCAACAGGAGCCUCUGGAAGCAUUUCCGCGGUGUCAGCAUGUGCCUCUUCUUGCUGGUCUUCCCCUGCUUCAUGGCCUACAAGAUCGCGCACUUCUUCCACCUGGACUUCUGGCUGCUCAUCCUGGUCUCCAGCUGCAUGCUCACCUCCCUGCAGGUGAUGGGCACGCUCUUCAUCUACGCGCUGUUCAUGGUGGAGCUGCUCCAGGACACGCCGCUGGAGCGCAUGGACGAGAUCAUCUACUGCGUGAACGCGGUGAGCCGGGUGCUGGAGUUCCUGGUGGCCCUGUGCGUGGUGGCCUACGGCACCUGGGAGUCCCUGUUCGGUGAGUGGAGCUGGAUGGGAGCCUCCGUCAUCAUCAUCCACUCCUACUUCAACGUCUGGCUGCGCGCCCAGUCGGGUUGGCGGAGCUUCCUGCUGCGCCGCGAGGCCGCCAAGAAGAUCAGCUCCCUGCCCCGGGCCACGCGCGGGCAGCUGCGGGACCACAAUGACGUCUGUGCCAUCUGCUUCCAGGACAUGCAGGUGGCCGUCAUCACCUCCUGCAACCACUUCUUCCACGGCGCCUGCCUCCGCAAGUGGCUUUACGUGCAGGACACGUGCCCCAUGUGCCACCAGCAGGUCACGCCAGCGGCCGCCAAGGAGGACGGCAGCGCUGGCACGGCGGCUCGGCCGGUGCCAGCCCACGAGGACGAGGUGCCGGGGGACGGAGGAGCCCCGCCCGGCCCUGGGAGGACAGGCCAGCCCGGGAGAGCUGCUCGAUGGGGACAGCGCGCUUCUGGGCCCGGGGGACAGCGGGGCUUGCCAGGGUGACGGGGAUGAGGUCCGCAGCCCCCACCUCUCUGCUCGUCCCGACAGCCCUGCUCCGAGGGAAGGAGAAGCAGGUGCCGUCCAGCAGCCCAGUGUGGGCUCUUGCCCCAGCACCGUGCCCCACGGGGACAGUGCUCCCCACGGGGA
Numida meleagris (helmeted guineafowl) is the source of this 2447-nucleotide messenger RNA. Its product is annotated as RING finger protein 145-like. The record is from RefSeq and is a predicted model, not a curated record. Gene Ontology annotation, molecular function: ubiquitin protein ligase activity; zinc ion binding. Gene Ontology annotation, cellular component: endomembrane system; endoplasmic reticulum. NCBI's taxonomy places the organism in Eukaryota, Metazoa, Chordata, Aves, Galliformes, Numididae.